AUGGGAGUGUGGUUGGGUUGGAUUCUGGGGCUCAUCCCACUUCUAGGAUGGUGCUUGUGGUGGUGGAAUGAGAUUUGGUACGCGUGGCCGGUCAAGCAAAGAUGUUCCGGCACCAGUGUGAAGUUGCCGCCCGGACACAUGGGGUUUCCCUUCUUCGGAGAAUUUUUCACCUUUCUCUGGUACUUCAAGAUUCUCCGCCGCCCGGACGAGUUCAUAAACUCUAAAAGACAGAAGUAUGGUGAUGGAGUAGGAAUGUACAGGACUCACCUCUUCGGAUCGCCUUCCAUUAUAGCAUGCUUCCCAUCAGUGAACAAGUUUGUCUUCCGAGCUGAGGACACAUUCAUCGUUAAAUGGCCGAAUGUCGACAUUAUGGGCACGAAUUCUCUGGGGGUGGUUCACGGAAAAGCACAUGCCAGGCUCAGGAGCUUUGUCUUGAAUGCCGUUAACCGACCUGAUGCUCUUCGCCGAAUAGCUGCUUUGGUUCAGCCGCGUUUGGUCGCUGCCCUCGAGUUGUGGGCCCAAAAAGGCAGAAUUGUCACUUUUCAUGAAACUAAGAAGGUGACCUUCGAGAACAUUGGGAAGCUGUUUGCGAGCUUUGAGCCGGGGCCACAAUUGGAAAAGAUGGAUCGGUUAUUUCAUGAUAUGCUUAAAGGAGUGAGAGCUCAGCCGCUCAAUUUCCCCGGAACUACGUAUCACCGUGCUCUGCAGGCCCGGAAGAAGGUGGAGGCGAUAUUCAGAGUAGAGCUAGAGAAGAGGAAAAGCCGAAGUGAAGAAACCGUGACUGAUCUUAUGGAUGAUUUACGACAAAUCAAAGAUGAGGAAGGCAAAAACCUAUCUGACCAAGAAGUGCUAGAUAACAUCGUUAGCUUUGUAUUCGCCGGUUAUGAGUCCACUUCACUUGCAUCAAUGUGGGCGAUUUACUAUCUCGCCAAGUCUCCCAAUGUUCUAAAGAAACUCCGGGAAGAGAACAUGUCCAUUAGCCAGAACAAGAAGGGCGAGCUCAUCACGAGCGAAGAUGUCUCGAACAUGAAAUAUACUAGACAGGUGGUGGAGGAGACACUAAGAAUGGCCAAUAUUUCACAUUUUCUAUUCAGAUUGGUCACAAAGGACAUCGACUACAAAGGUUAUAGAAUACCACAGGGAUGGAAAGUGAUUCUGUGGCUCCGAUACCUCCACACGAAUCCAGAAAACUUUGAUGACCCAAUGUGCUUUAACCCAGAUAGGUGGAAUGAAUCUGCAAAACCGGAGGCAUACCAAGUGUUUGGUGGGGGAUCGAGAAUGUGUCCAGGAAACAUGCUUGCGAGGAUUCAACUGGCUAUUUUACUGCAUCACUUAUCAGUAGGAUACAAGUGGGAAUUGCUUAACUCGGACGCGGAUUUUGUCUAUCUUCCCCACCCUGCACCAGUUGAUGAAGUUGAAGUUAGUUUCACCAGGCUAUGA
Syzygium oleosum is the source of this 1440-nucleotide messenger RNA. RefSeq names its product ent-kaurenoic acid oxidase 1-like. The record is from RefSeq and is a predicted model, not a curated record. Gene Ontology annotation, molecular function: heme binding; iron ion binding; monooxygenase activity. The transcript has 9 exons. The coding region runs from base 1 to 1440 and encodes 479 amino acids. NCBI's taxonomy places the organism in Eukaryota, Viridiplantae, Streptophyta, Magnoliopsida, Myrtales, Myrtaceae. Gene Ontology annotation, biological process: multicellular organism development; brassinosteroid homeostasis; sterol metabolic process.